This is a messenger RNA of Chaetomium fimeti, 1661 nucleotides long. RefSeq lists its product as uncharacterized. Bases 405 to 1601 code for a protein of 398 amino acids. The record is from RefSeq and is a predicted model, not a curated record. Gene Ontology annotation, molecular function: metallopeptidase activity. The transcript has 3 exons. Lineage: Eukaryota; Fungi; Ascomycota; Sordariomycetes; Sordariales; Chaetomiaceae.
GCAACACGAUGGAGCUACAACAGUCAGCGACUCACGGCUGCGUCGAUGAUUAGUAUACCAUUGGGUUUGGCACACUCACUAUUAGUCUAUUCUCCAUGUCGUCGUCGCGUGACGGCGUCGAGUUUGGAUCAAUCUCCGAUAUCCGCCAAUGCAAGGCACGCUGCAGAACGGGAGCCGCAGUGGAGGUGCGCUGAUUCAGCGCGCUCGUUUUGGUCAGCUCGGGACGUCAGGCGAUACCCAGAGAAAUGAAGGUAUUCGGUUACACGGACUAACUUGGCCAGGGGGGAAGUUGUAUUGGACUCUCGAGCAAGCACGUUGAAGAGUCUUCAACCUCUGGACCCUGAGGCGAGCUCAUCGGCUCCUGUCGUCCCGGCUUCUCAAACUUUUGCCUCCUGAUUUCGAGAAUGUUGUUCUCGAAGACCACGAUCCUCUCCCUUCUCGCUGUGACCGCCGUCGACGCGGGAAACCGUGCGUGGGAGCCUCCCAUUCACUACGCCAAAGCGGCCAUCGCCUCUCGGGAUCUGUCCGGCGUCAACAACAUCUAUUUCAACGGAACCAAUGUCUCGUCUCAUCACCAGGCUCACCAGAAGCGCUUCUUCGGCCUCAGCAACCCGGCCACCACCGGCGCGUAUCCCCGUCUCUGGCCCAACGGCAACAUCGAUGCGUGUUUUGAGCAGCGAAGCCAUCUCCAUCAAGGGGUCAACAAACCCACCCGGCAAAUAUUAUACGACAACCUCAUCACAGCACGUGAGCUAUGGCGUCAAGCGGGCUUGGAGGACAAUAACGGGAAAUUCCGGUUCAACAUACUGCCAGACGAUGACGCCGGAUGCGAGCGGAACCAGCGUUCAACGCACUUGCUCAUCAUGUACGCCGGGGAGAACAACCGCAAGAUGAGCACGACUGUGGGAGUCGACUCCCCGCAAGCCGCCCCCGAGAGCGAUCGCCCUGACAGCGAGCUCGGGCCGGUGAUGACGCUUAGCGAUGUGAUCGAUAUCGGUAUGGGCAAUGUAGUGGCUAAUUAUGCGCAUGAAAUGGGGCACUCAUGGGGCCUUCACCACGAGCAUCAAAACCCCAAAUGGUGGUCCGAGACUUUCACCGGCGUCGAACGUGCAAAUUACUUCUUCGGCGAGGAAAACUUCCAUUGCACAAAUCUCCGGGACUACGCUACCGUCAUGGCCCCUUACGACGGCCAACCAGACUACAUAAAGAAUGCUUACAAGAAUGAAAUUUGCCGCGACCGCAGCAAAGCCAGCAGGGCCAAGUUUGCCGGCGGCUUCAACUAUGUUCCCAUCACAGAUGAGCCCGGCACCAUCGAUGACGAACGGAAUGAGCCGGACUGGGAGUCGAUUAUGCUCUAUCCCAGUAACGCUGGAGGCAGGGUUGAUGCAUCUGGUCAGAAGCUGAACGUCCUCACGAAGCGUAAUGGGGACUUGAUCGAUCCUGUGUCCAAGCCGAGUAGGCGCGAUAUCGCCGGCCUCAAGAAGAUGUAUGGCGUCAAGACGAGCUUCUUCGCCAAGCUCCUCAAUGACAAGAGCAACCCGCUCAGGAAUAUGUUUGACGGAAUCAGGAAGAAGGACCGGGACUCGGGCUGUUCCUCUUAGGUUAUGAAUCUUGGUAACAGACGUAAAGAUAUGGCAAAUAUAGGGCGAUGGAAGAGUAAU